Molecule: messenger RNA, 2273 nt
Organism: Fundulus heteroclitus (mummichog)
Lineage: Eukaryota; Metazoa; Chordata; Actinopteri; Cyprinodontiformes; Fundulidae
Gene: ogg1
Product: 8-oxoguanine DNA glycosylase
Exons: 9
Coding region: 492-1673 (393 amino acids)
Biological process (GO): nucleotide-excision repair; base-excision repair; base-excision repair, AP site formation
Cellular component (GO): nucleus
Molecular function (GO): damaged DNA binding; 8-oxo-7,8-dihydroguanine DNA N-glycosylase activity
Source: RefSeq, a predicted model, not a curated record
AAGAUUAUACGUACAGUACAAAAACAACGUUCAUCAAUUUAAUUUGGCUUUCGUCAAUUAUUUACUGUGUACAAGCUUUUAUGUUUGGCAUCCAGACUCUGAAAGGCUCAGCAUAUUGGUUGAAAAUGUAUGAGAAGUGAAGCCUUGCCAGUGCGGUCUAAUUCAACAGCCUUUAGCACACAUAUUUGGAGAAGAUAACGCUAAACGGAGUCACAUAAUACAAUAAAAAUAGUUCAGGAAUGGCUUGAGGAAGUCAACAACGAAUUUAGUGACAGACACGUGUGAUCCACAGGGAACCCGCGUCUUUUAGAGGAUGAUACCGCAACUUAGAGGGUUUAGGAGAGUCCAUGCCUUGACAGCUGCAUUCCCCUCCAUUUACAUCGAAAACUCCUCCCUCGAUACUCGUCAGUUCUUCCAGCUGGUCCAUCGCCGGCUGAUGGACUCAGAGCUUUAAGUCGGCCAGCGAAGGCCUCGUUUAGCUCCAAACAGGGAUGGCCAGACAUGCGGUGUUUUAUUCAGGGGCCAAAUUAUGGAGAUCCCUGGCAUGCGCAAAGUCAGAGCUGCGACUGGAUCUCACCCUCGCUUGUGGACAAACUUUCCGCUGGCGAGAAACCUCCGAGGGCCAUUGGACCGGAGUGAUGGGGGGGCGUGUGUGGACCCUGACUCAAACGGAGGACACUCUUUGGUACUAUGUGUACACAAAUCACGCUGGUGGGAAAAAUAAACCUGAGAAGACAGACUCUUUGAGGACAGAUGAGGAGGAGGCACAGUCAGUCCCCCCCACACUGGACGCUGAGGUGGAAGCUGAGAUGCUGAGAGACUACUUCCAGCUGCAUGUGAAGCUGGGGGAUCUAUACAGGGAGUGGGGGGCAGCAGACUGCCACUUCAAGGAGAUUGCUGACAUCUUUACAGGUGUGCGGAUGCUGCGUCAGGACCCCACAGAAUGCCUGUUUUCCUUCAUUUGCACCUCCAACAACCACAUCUCUCGCAUUCAGGGCAUGGUGGAGAGGUUGUGUCAGGCUCUGGGCACCCGUCUCUGCCAGCUGGAUCAAACCUCCUACCAUGACUUCCCUACACUGUCUGCACUGGCAGACAGCGGCGUCGAGGAACGUCUCAGGGAUCUCGGCUUUGGUUACAGGGCGCGGUUCCUUCAGCAGAGCGCCAAGCAGAUCCUGGACACACACGGGCCCCAGUGGCUCGACGGUUUACGGAACGUCCUGUAUCUGGAGGCCCGUGACGCCCUUCGGACGCUCCCUGGUGUUGGCACCAAGGUGGCAGACUGUGUUUGUCUAAUGGCAUUGGAUAAGUCUGAGGCCGUGCCUGUGGACACACACGUCUGGCAGAUUGCUAAGCGAGACUAUAAAUUCACUGCUGAUAACAGACAAAAGACCCUAACGGAAAAGGUUCACAGAGAUAUCGGAGAUUUUUUCAGAAAGCUGUGGGGGCCGUAUGCGGGUUGGGCCCAUUCGGUUUUAUUCUGUGCCGACCUCAAGAAAUUCCAGAACCUCAAAGGAGAUACAAGUUUGAAGCAGUCAAAGAAAGAGGAAGAGCGCGAAGGAGAGAGCAAGAAGGUAAAAAUAAAAAGAGAGCUCGAUGGACACGAAAAGAAGAGGAAACCGAAGGCAGAACGUCGGAAAAAGGCAAAGAUCUCCGUCAAGACAGAGGAGGUUUGAGACAACAAAUCUUUGAUGUGAUCAGGUCGAAAUGGACUUGAAUUUCAAACGUCAUGUUUGUAUCUACAACUUCAUGGGCAUUGGUGUUACUGUUAUCACAUCUCGGUUUUUUAUCCUCAGGUUUUUACUGUAAAAUUGCCUUGUGCUAUUAUAUUAGUUCAGAAUUGUCCAAAAAAAAAGAGUGCAAUGUGAAAUGUUUUACAAAAUAAAAUUAAAAUAAUAUAGUUAUAUAUUUUUUUUUAAAUGAUCGUUAGCCUUUGUAUUUUUAUAUUUAUAUAGAAACUAUGGCCAUUAAGAACAUCAAACGCAUUAAAAAUGACCAUUAAUGCUGCACUAAAACUGUAUCUACAGAGUACUGAAAAGGUGAAGAAAAAAAACAACAACUGUCUUUUAUAAUUUUCCUGGUCUGGAUGAGUUUGGUGACUUGUUUACGUUUUCUGGCUUUAUUGUUGAUUUUAUUGUCUAAGAUAGGGAUUCCCAAAGUUGGAGUCAGGAUUGUAACCUGACUCUUGCCAGAUGUGUUGACGCCGUGUGGAGCUCGGCGGAUCUACAUCCACCUGGUGAGAGUCAGGUUAUCAGGACUCCACUCAGGAUCACGGA